Ailuropoda melanoleuca (giant panda) is the source of this 2121-nucleotide messenger RNA. RefSeq names its product reticulon 4 receptor like 2 (gene RTN4RL2). NCBI's taxonomy places the organism in Eukaryota, Metazoa, Chordata, Mammalia, Carnivora, Ursidae. Gene Ontology annotation, molecular function: protein binding. The transcript has 3 exons. Bases 400 to 1776 code for a protein of 458 amino acids. Gene Ontology annotation, cellular component: plasma membrane. The record is from RefSeq and is a predicted model, not a curated record.
GGAGGAGCCAGCGAGUGCGGGAAGGAGUGGGGGUGGUUGGGAAGAGCAUCCUCGCUGUCCCCACUCUCCCUCGGCGAGCAGCCGGGGCGCACGGACCGACGGACUGAUGGACUCGCGCGCUGCCUGAGCUGCUGCGGGGCGCCGGCACCGGGCGUCGACGGCCAGCUCCAGCCCUCCCAGCCCCGUCGCGCCCCGCCCCGUCCCGUCGGGGCCGAUGGCUCCUCCCGAGGCCCGCAGCCCGGGGGGCGCAGGGUAGAGCGCCGCGGCCGGGCCACACAGCCCGGGGACUCCCGGGCCCUCCCGGAGCCCCGCGGAGUCCCCGCCGUCCGUCCGGCGGGCUCAGGGAGAGAGAGGGAGCGCCCUCCCCCUGCCGCCCCCUCCCCCAAGCGUCGAGACAAGAUGCUGCCCGGGCUCGGGCGCCUGCUGCAAGGUCCCGCCUCGGCCUGCCUCCUGCUGAUGCUCCUGGCCCCGCCCCCAGCGGCCCCCAGCUGCCCCAUGCUCUGCACCUGCUACUCUUCCCCGCCCACCGUGAGCUGCCAGGCCAACAACUUCUCUUCCGUGCCGCUGUCCCUGCCGCCCAGCACGCAGCGACUCUUCCUGCAGAACAACCUUAUCCGCACGCUGCGGCCCGGCACCUUCGGGCCCAACCUGCUCACCCUGUGGCUCUUCUCCAACAACCUCUCCGCCAUCUACCCGGGCACCUUCCGCCACCUGCAGGCCCUGGAGGAGCUGGACCUCGGCGACAACCGGCACCUGCGCUCUCUGGAGCCCGACACCUUCCAGGGCCUGGAGCGGCUGCAGUCGCUGCAUCUGUACCGCUGCCAGCUCAGCAGCCUGCCCGGCAACAUCUUCCGCGGCCUGGUCAGCCUGCAGUACCUCUACCUCCAGGAGAACAGCCUGCUGCACCUCCAGGAUGACCUGUUCGCGGACCUGGCCAACCUGAGCCACCUCUUUCUGCACGGGAACCGCCUGCGGCUGCUCACGGAGCACGUGUUCCGCGGCCUGGGCAGCCUGGACCGGCUGCUGCUGCACGGGAACCGGCUGCAGGGCGUGCACCGCGCGGCCUUCCGCGGCCUCAGCCGCCUCACCAUCCUCUACCUGUUCAACAACAGCCUGGCUUCGCUGCCCGGCGAGGCGCUGGCCGACCUGCCGGCGCUCGAGUUCCUGCGGCUCAACGCCAACCCCUGGGCGUGCGACUGCCGCGCGCGGCCACUCUGGGCCUGGUUCCAGCGCGCGCGCGUGUCCAGCUCCGACGUGACCUGCGCCACCCCCCCGGAGCGCCAGGGCCGCGACCUGCGCUCCCUCCGCGACUCCGACUUCCAGGCGUGCCCGCCCGCGACGCCCACGCGCCCCGGCAGCCGUGCGCGCGGCAACAGCUCGUCCAACCACCUGUACGGCGUGGCCGAGGCCGGGGCGCCGCCCGCCGACCCCUCCACGCUCUACCGAGACCUGCCCGCAGAAGACCCGCGGGGGCGCCAGGGCGGGGACGCGCCCACGGAGGACGACUACUGGGGGGGCUACGGGGGCGAGGACCAGCGGGGGGAGCAGACGUGCCCGGGCGCGGCCUGCCAGGCGCCCCCGGACUCCCGCGGCCCCGCGCUCUCGGCCGGGCUGCCCACCCCUNCCCCCCACCCCGCCCCCGGGCCUUUGCGGCCUUCGUCUCCCUUCCCCAGGGACGGACCAGAGCGGCCGCCUCUCCCUGCCUCCUGGGCUGCUGGCUCAGGACGGGGUACUGUCUGGUGGCUCAGCCCUAUUCUCCCCAACUCCGGCCAUUAACUCUUUCCCGCCCCAAGGCUGGGGUGGGGCACCCCAGGCAGCCGCUGACCCCUUCUCCCAGUGCCCACCUUGGACUCGAGAGGGGCUUUUGUCUGCAGAGCAUCUUCCACCAGCAGAGCCUUUGGAAGCUCCCAGGAAGGGUGCCCCACCCAGGAGCCCUUUGGAGGGAUGCCUCAGUUGGGGCCAGGCUAACCCUAGGCCCCUGCUUAUCCUAGCCCCCCUCACCCUCCUGACACUGGAGGAAUACUUUUCUCCUAAGUCUACCCGGGACACUUUUUAGGGUGCCUGGAGAGAACUUUCCUCUCCACCGUGGCCCCUGUGUGGUGAAGAUCAACAGAAGUUGUU